Penicillium cinerascens is the source of this 1059-nucleotide messenger RNA. Its product is annotated as regulator of G-protein signaling domain-containing protein. The record is from RefSeq and is a predicted model, not a curated record. NCBI's taxonomy places the organism in Eukaryota, Fungi, Ascomycota, Eurotiomycetes, Eurotiales, Aspergillaceae. Bases 1 to 1059 code for a protein of 352 amino acids. The transcript has a single exon.
AUGCUCAAAAAGAAGUCCCUGGCUUCUUCCUUUUUCUGGAACUUUACCCCCAGUACCACUCCCGAACUGUCUCCGACUUCUUCGGAUAGUGACUCCGACGAGGAUAUGGAAUCUUCUGGCUCCCGACCGGUCAGCCUGGCCGUCUCGGCGGGAGCCUUCUGUCCUAUGCGUCCUACCCUCAACGAGGUGUUGGCCAACUCCGCCCCGCCACCCUAUACCCUCAGCGCGUUCAUGGCCUACCUCUCCCAGAACCACUGUCUAGAAACCUUAGAGUUCACCCUCGAAGCGAAGCGUUAUAGGGAAACCUACGAGGCCGUGGCCGAUCGUCUCGGGCUCUCCGUCAUCCCGGCCGAUGUCCCGGAAAGCCGGCACUUGCGUAUGCUCUGGCAGCGCUUGUUAAUGGCGUACAUCAUUCCCGGGGCUCCCCGAGAAAUCAAUCUCUCCAGCGAAGUCCGUGAUGAAGUCCUGUCACACCGUGACGCCACCGCGCCUCCCGCCCCGGAGAUCCUCGACUCCGCCGUGAAACGCAUCCACGAUUUGAUGGAAGAGUCCAUCUUCCUGCCCUUCCUCAACAGCCACACCACCUCUCCGGCCAUGCUUCCCCGAUCUGGUUCUCCCUUCGACGCGGAUCUAAGCCUGUCAACCACGAUUCUGGACGAAAAUCCCAUGAAGAGAGUGCGGUCUCGUGCCAAGCGUAUCUCUCCCAACUCCUCCACCAAGGAUCUUCCCGCAACCGCCGGCCGCUCAAGUUCGUCCCUCAGCGCCGUCCACGCCCUGGGGCAACGCACAUCCGGGAUCGUCCUCACCACAAGUGGCGACUCGACCUCCGGGGCCCUGACGGACGACUCAAGUCCGCAGUCCAGCCCGACCGUCGAGGAACCAAUGACGCCGCCGACCACCCCGCCCGGUAGCGAGCCCCAUAUCCCAUGCCACAGCCCCAAGCUGCGUACCGAAAACCCUUGGAAAAAGAUGGGCAUGAAGCUGGGCUUCAAGAAGCGGCACGGCAACGGCAACGGCAACGGCUCUCGCGAUCCCAAGAUCCUCGGCCUGGACGAAUAA